Ilex paraguariensis (yerba mate) is the source of this 2236-nucleotide messenger RNA. NCBI's taxonomy places the organism in Eukaryota, Viridiplantae, Streptophyta, Magnoliopsida, Aquifoliales, Aquifoliaceae. The record is from the annotation of a GenBank genome assembly.
GUUCUAGAGAACCCAUGUCGCCGGCCGGAAUGUCGGAACUUGUGGCAAAAAAGUGCAUGAACCUACCCGAUGGAUAAAAUGCUCCUUGCAGCUGCCACCGGCUGAAAAUCCGUAUGACUAAUACUUCAUCUUAGCCAAAGGCCCAGAAAGGUAUAAUAGAUGCACCUGAGUGCUUUGUUUGGUCACUUAGCUGGUGGCAUAAUGAAAUGGAACCAUCGGAGGUUUGGCUAUCUUUGCAAUUGCAGUCAUGUAAUCUCUGGAUGUCCUCAUUUUUUAUGUUUACUUAUCAUAACCAGAAGCAUCACAAACCCACCUCAAUUCGAAAAUCCACAACCCAUAUUGGUGGAUUCGUUUAAUGGUUCGGCGAAAAAAAUGUUGCCUAUUGAGAUCUUUCACGCCGAAGUGAUCAAGAAUGGUUAUAUUCAACAUUUGUAUGCAUAUAACCAUAUUUUGAAUUUUUACAUCAAAGAUCAAGAAUUGACCAAUGCACAGAAGCUGUUUGAUGAAAUUCUCCAAAGAGAUGUCCGUUCCUGGACAAUGCUUAUUUCGGGUUUUGUUAGAAAUGGAUUUUACAGGAAAUCGCUGAAUUUAUUGACCCAGAUGGAAAAAGAAGGUGUUAGUCCGAACGAAUUCACUUUUUCCAGCGUCUUGAAGUGCUGUUCGAAUUUAAAGGAGCUUCGUAUCGGUAAGGUAAUUCAUGGUAGGAUAAUAUGUUAUGGGACUGCUUUAGAUAUUGCAUUGUUGAACUCUAUUCUUGAUUUUUACAUGAAAUGCGGGGCUUUUGAUUUUGGGGAAAGAUUAUUUGAGUUGAUGUUUGAUAAAGAUACGGUUUCAUGGAAUAUAAUGAUGGGAGCGUACUUAGGGAUGGGAGAUAUAGAGAAGUCUAUUGAUUUGUUUAGAAUUUUGCCCAACAAGAAUGUUUCAAGUUGGAACACCCUAGUUGAUGGGCUUUUGCGAAAUGGUUAUGGAAGAAUUGCACUGCAGCUUCUCUAUCAGAUGGUAAAUAUUGGACCUGCUUUCAACCAUGUUACUUUCUCGAUAGCAUUAGUACUGGUGUCUUCUUUGAAGCUUUUGGAAUUAGGGAGACAAAUCCAUGGAAGGGCGCUGAGGGUUGGAAUCCAUGAAGAUGGUUUUGUAAGGACUUCACUUAUUGAUGUGUAUUGCAAAUGCGGGCAGAUGGAGAAGGCUUCAGCAAUUUUCCAAAAUUUGCCUCUGCAUAUGACGACACCACAUAAUUUCAAGAUUAUGUGUGAUGAUUCUGAGGCAGAAUCUAUUUCGUUGAGUUCAUUGAUUGCUGGGUAUGUUCGAAAGGGUAUGGCAGAAGAUGCUUUGAAAAUUUUUAGGAGUCUGGUUAGGGAACAAGUUGAGCUGGGCACGUACACCCUUACAAGCAUUGUUAUCGCAUCUGCUAAUGCUGGACUUUUGGAACUUGGUCAACAGAUCCAUGCCUGUAUUCUGAAGUUUGGACACAUACCAGAUGUUUUCUUGAGCUCAUCGAUGAUUGACAUGUAUGCCAAAUGUGGAAAGCUAGAUGAUGCUUGGUCAUUUUUCAGUAAAACUAACAGUCGGAAUAUUGUUUUAUGGACAUCUAUAAUAACCAGCUGUGCUUUACAUGGGCAAGCUAGAGAAGCUAUUCAGCUGUUUGAGUUAAUGCUGAGUGAGGGUAUUACACCGAACAAGGUGAGUUUUGUAGGGGUUCUAACUGCAUGUAGUCAUGCAGGUUUAUUAGAAGAAGGUUGUGUAUAUUUUAGGUUGAUGAAAGAAGUUUAUGGCAUCGAGCCUGAAAUUGAACACUACACUUGUGUGGUAGAUCUUUUUGCCCGUGCUGGUUGCUUGGAUGAGAUAAAGGAUUUUAUUCAAAAAAGUAGCCUCUCUCAUCCGAGUGCAGUUUGGAAAGCAUUGUUGUCUUCUUGCCAAAUUCACAAGAAUAUGGAUAUAGCAAGAUGGGCUUCUGAAAAAUUACUUGAAUUGGAUCCGUCUGAAGCCGGACCUUAUGUAUUGUUAUCAAACACUUGUGCAGCCAAUCAUAGAUGGAGCGAAGCAGCUAAACUUAGGGGUUUGAUGCAAGAAAGGGGAAUUAAAAAGGGCCCUGGUCAAUCUUGGAUCCAGUUGAAGAAUGAAACCCACACUUGUCAUGUAAGAUAGGUUCACAGUUCACUGCUGAAAAGGCUGAAAUUUAUUCUUGAUUGGCAAGCUGAUUGGUUUACAAUAAUUUACUAAACAACCAACGAUCUGG